Rana temporaria (common frog) is the source of this 2643-nucleotide messenger RNA. It is a transcript of the gene CCNI, whose product is annotated as cyclin I. NCBI's taxonomy places the organism in Eukaryota, Metazoa, Chordata, Amphibia, Anura, Ranidae. Gene Ontology annotation, biological process: mitotic cell cycle phase transition; regulation of cyclin-dependent protein serine/threonine kinase activity. The transcript has 7 exons. Gene Ontology annotation, molecular function: cyclin-dependent protein serine/threonine kinase regulator activity. Gene Ontology annotation, cellular component: nucleus; cyclin-dependent protein kinase holoenzyme complex; cytoplasm. The record is from RefSeq and is a predicted model, not a curated record. The coding region runs from base 336 to 1487 and encodes 383 amino acids.
UCUUUCUCUCUUUUUUAUUCCCCCCCCCUUUCAUUCCUCUGUUGUCACCCCUCUCUCCACCUUCCCCCCCUCCCCCCAGCACAAGAAGGAGACGGACACUUCACCGGGAGAGGCUCCAACCAUGCGCCCCUCCAGCUUCCACAAGCACGGAGGAGAAGCCCUCAUCUAAAUACAUGGGGGUGCCGUUUUAUAAGACAUAUCCCUCUUUAUUUUUUCAUUUAAUUUGUAUUAUUUUUUAAUGGACCGGAUGAUCUCAAAAUGGAGCAGUGAAAGCUACAGCUUUGCGGGGGAGGUAGCUGUAUCUGGUUGGGUGGCAGGCGUAUCCAAGGGGUGCCAUGAAGUACUCUGGGCCCCUGGAGAGCCAGAGACUGUCCUUUCUUUUAGAAAGGGCAGUCUCUAGAGAAGCCCAGAUGUGGAAGGUGUGCGUGCACAAGACCCCAACCAACCAGGAUACAGCUAUUUCUCCACAACAGCGGGAUGAUGUUAUCCAAUGGUUGGCCGAGUUGAGACACCAGUUCCAGGUUUACCCAGAAACGCUUGCCCUCGCCAUAAAUAUUUUGGACCGAUUCUUGGCCUCAGUCAAGGCUCAUCCAAAAUACUUGAGGUGCAUUGCAAUCAGCUGCUUCUUUCUUGCUACUAAAACCAUUGAAGAGGAUGAGCAGAUUCCUGUCCUAAAGGUUUUGACACAGGAAAGUGACUGCGGCUGCUCUCCAGCUGAAGUCCUCCGGAUGGAGAGGAUUAUUCUGGACAAACUGAACUGGGACCUUCACACGGCAACACCUUUGGAUUUCCUUCAAAUUUUCCAUGCCAUGGCACUGACCAGCAGCCCUCAGAUGUUAGACAGGAUGCCAGAGAUGAAUCCAUCGCAACACUUGGCUCUGCUUACCCGUCAGCUUCUUCAGUGUGUUGCUUCUCACCAGCUCCUGCAAUUCAAGGGCUCCAUGUUGGCAUUGGCUGUCCUCAGCCUAAAUAUGGAAAAACUACUUCCUGAUUGGCUGGGGCUUACCAUCAAACUGCUUCAGACUGCAGAGAUGGAUAGCUCCCAGCUGUUUCGCUGUCGGGAAGAGGCAGCACGUCACCUUUCUCCUCUGCAGGCUUCCUUGCCUACCAACGCUGUAUAUGUCUACAGCCCCUUCAAGCAGACGCUGGUGACCUGCAACAGAGGAGAGUACCAAUUCCGUCCCUCCCCUGUCCCAGGGCCAGCAGUCCACAAACAGGGUAAAAGCACACCAGGAGCUCUUAUGAAGGGAGCAACUUUCUUCUACCAGCGGCUAGCAGCCCCAACUGCCUGCAAGCAGGCUUCCACCAAGCGUAAAGUGGAGCAGAUGGAAGUUGAUGAUUUCUAUGAUGGGAUCAAGAGGCUGUACAAUGAAGAUACCACUAUGGAGGUUGGGAGCAUUGAGAUUGCUGCAUGCAAUAGCAGCCUGUCUAGGCAGGAGGGCAGCAUAUCCCCAUGUCCCCAGUUACAAGCAGUGUCUGUCAUGUAAUUGCAGCCUUUCACACCUACGAGUAAGAUUCCUUCUGACACCCCUAUAGGCUGGGAGUUGCAUCUUCCAAUGUGGUGCAUUCCUGGCCUCCUUAACCGGAAUUGUGUUCAAGAACCAUACAGAAUGAUAUCCAUUGUAGUAAAGGCCAUACCAUACCAGCUCUGGACAGAGGUCUACGAUUCCUGCCUGUUUUCUCAUGCUGCUAAUUCUAGUUCCAUCUCUGUCAUUAUAAUAGGUAAAAAAAAAAAAUAUAUGAAAACAACACAUAAAAUGAAAACAUAUUAAAAAAAAAAAAAUCCAAAACGCCUAAAAACAAUAAAAAAAAGUAGCAAGAUUGUUUAACUUUUAGUAUUGUCAGUUCCAUUGUGUUUUGCUGGCGUAUUGUAUACUGUGCACCUUGACAUUUUUGUGCAAGCAUAUUUCUAUCUGGUGUUCUCGAGAUGCCCUUAAGCAUUAUCUUUUAUGUAUGUCAAAUAUUUUUUCUUCCUAUGCUUCAGCUUCCUUGUGAAAACUGACUUUACACUAAAAAAUAUUUUCAUUCCUAUCCGACCAACAGACAAAAUGAUAACCAUGAGUCCCAUCAAGUUAUUUAGUUGUGCUGUAAUAGUUGGAGAGCACUCUGCUUACUCAGCAUUGUGUGUGUUUUUUGAUCUGACACCUACUAUAUAGAUUAAUCGGAAUUCGGUUUAAUUAGUUCUAGAACUCUCAUCUGUGCUUAUUGAUCAAUAGCAACUGGCCCUGCAGUGCAGUCAUUCUCUGCUUGAAGUGAGUUGAUGAGAUGUAUGUUUUUCUUUUCACUCAUAGUUACACACCUACCAGAUGCGGUUUUAAUCUAUUUUGAUUCAUUCACUUUUAUUUGUUGUUUUAACAGUGCACCAUGACUUAACCAUGGCCGGUUUUAAAGAAUAUUAGAAUCUUUUUUUGUAGAAACAUCAGGAUUCUCCUAUUUUCCCCUGGGACAGCAUUAUCUAGAGUUCAUAAAUGCUGAAAUAGUUUGUCCCAGCAUGCAUCCUUAACUUUCUAUUGUAAAGCUGUACUAUUCAUAACAUCAUACUUUGUAAAGAUCUCUGAUCAGUCUGGGGCAGGCAUGGCCUAUGGAAUCUUUAUUCCCAUGUAAGUUUUUCCUGGUUGCAAUAAAGAAUUGCCCUAAAUGUAA